This is a messenger RNA of Cooperia oncophora, 696 nucleotides long. NCBI's taxonomy places the organism in Eukaryota, Metazoa, Nematoda, Chromadorea, Rhabditida, Trichostrongylidae. The record is from the annotation of a GenBank genome assembly.
AUGAUCGCUUCUGUGCCGAACAUCAAGACCGAGACGCUGAUCGGAGAGCUGUGGAGAAAAGUGGAUUUGGCAAGAGAGGAAAUACAUGGUAGCAUAAGGGAGAAACGGCAGUUAUCCUCAUGCUGCAUUGGACCACCAGGAUUGAAAGGAUAUCCAGGUCGUCCCUCCACGGAUGGAAUUGAUGGCACUCCUGAAGAAUUGGUCCACCUGGCGAAAAAGGCGAACGCGGUUUCCGAGGAAGGCCUGGUCCCUUGCUUGGUGUCAGCCCCCCCACCAUCCCGAGUGCGCGAGGGGAGUGCUCAAUGCGUUGGUGCUCCAGGAGAGCCUGGAGAAAAGGGUUUCCGAGGACUAACGGGACCACCUGGUGAGCCAGGUGAGCCUGGGAAACUAUACACGGCUGCUGGACCGCCCGGAAGCAAGGGGCUGCAAACCGGACCACGCUGGGCCACCGCUGCGAAAAAAGGGUGGCAACGUGGACGCGAUGACUGGAAGGUCCGCGAGGAGAACGUGGAUUCCCUGGUCUCAAAGGCGAAAAAGGACCACGAGGUCCCACUGGACUUCCAGGACCACCGGGUCCUCAAGGGAAUAGUUGGCCCUGCCAGAGCUGUCCGCCGCGCACGUGUCGUUCGCCCGCGGGUACUACAAAAAAUUCUGUCAAAAACAGAUCGUUUACUGAUCCGUGAACGACAGAAAUGA